Messenger RNA from Zea mays, 2149 nucleotides. RefSeq lists its product as uncharacterized. The coding region runs from base 686 to 1474 and encodes 262 amino acids. The record is from RefSeq and is a predicted model, not a curated record. Gene Ontology annotation, molecular function: RNA binding. The transcript is spliced from 8 exons. Lineage: Eukaryota; Viridiplantae; Streptophyta; Magnoliopsida; Poales; Poaceae.
CGAUCCUUCCCUCUUUUCGAGUAGUAGUCGGUUGUCAGGGCCGAUCGGCUUUUGUUGCACCAGCCUGUUCUUUUUUUCAAAGAUUUCCUCGUUCAGCAUCGUGCAUCCUUCUGCUUAUUCAACGUUCGAAUCUCCUUUUAAGCAAGAUGAUAUUUGGCUUUGUUUGAAGCCCUUAUCAUGAGAAAUUACCUAAAUAUUGAUUUUAUUAACAUAGAGGUUUGGUGUUCAUUAGUUAGCUUGGGAUGAAUCCCGAGUCGAUUUUGUUUUAAUGAUCUCACCACUAGCCAAGAGUGGUUAUUGCAAUCUUUAAAGCCUUCAAUUUAUUGUAAUUUUUUGUACAUGUAGUUUAUUUUUCAAGUUGUAUAUCGACGGUGACUGAUUUUAUCAACUGUUUUAAGUGCCUUUUUUUGUUUUUUUUAAAUGUGUCCGUGUCCCUUUCCUCGCGCGGCAAAAGAUUUGCGUUCUUCUCAGAUGGGCUGGGCCUCAAUAGGCAGAAAAAGGCCUCGGCGCAACGGCCCUUCCCGCGCGACUGCACUUGCACACGCGGCGGAGAAAUGAAAGCGCCAGCGGCUAGUGGAUAAGCUAAGCUCUCCCUCUCGCUGAGCCGGCUGUUGCUCUCCCCACAACCCCGCGCGCGGGGGAGCGAUAAACCCUAGUCUUCGCCGUCGUCGCAGGAGGACCCGCGAUGUCGCACUUCGGGAGGUCAGGCCCGCCGGACAUCCGCGACACCUUCUCGCUCCUCGUCCUCAACAUCAGCUUCCGCACCACGGCCGACGACCUCUUCCCGCUCUUCGAGCGCUACGGCAAGGUCGUCGACGUCUUCAUCCCGAGGGACCGGAGGACCGGGGACUCGAGGGGUUUCGCGUUCGUGCGGUACAAGUACGCCGACGAGGCGCAGAAGGCUAUAGAUCGGCUCGAUGGCCGUGAUGUGGAUGGGAGAAACAUCAUGGUGCAGUUUGCAAAGUACGGCCCCAAUGCUGAGCCAAUCCGCAAAGGAAGGGUUAAAGAGGGGGUUGAGAAAUCACAAGACAGAUCAAGAAGCCGCAGUCCAAGGCCAAGAGAUAGAGAUCAUAGAAGCCAAAGUCGCAGCAGGAGCAGAGAAAGGCAUGUCCGUGAUAGAGACAGGGGCUAUCGUCGUCGGAGCAGAAGUAGAAGCCGAAGUCUUAGUUCAAGCCCUGACAACAGAAGUCAUCAUAGAGCAAGAGAUGAUGAUAAGCGCAAGAGCAUGAGUAAGAGCAGGAGCAGGAGCAGGAGCACAAGUAGAAGCCGCUCAUACUAUAGUGCUUCACCUGCCCGGCACAGUGCUAGCCCUCGCAAGAGCCCACCGCCACAGAGGAGCCCCACUCCUGCAAAGCAUGCCAAUGGAAAAGUAGCACCUCUGUCACGCUGUGUUUCUCCAUUACCGAAGCGUGCAACCUCCCGCAGCCCAGGCAGUGAUGGCAAGGCAAUUCACGUCAGGAGUAAAGCUUGCUGAUUUGGUGAUGCCUAGAAAACAGCCUUCUCACGGAGUCACGGGAUUGCAGAACCUUGAGAAGGUUGAUUGAGCACAAUGGAAGUAGCAGUCUGCAAUCAACCGCGAUCCAAGGUUGCUAGUUCUUUUAAUGGCUUAUAGAAUUGUGUUUUCCAGUUGUCAAAAAUAUGCUGCUGGUUUGUAUUUUUGGCAUAUACUGUGUUUUUAUACCCUUGCACUGCAUCAUCUACUUUAUAUAUGCAUCAGUUUCUCGAAACCAUCAUAUUAAUUUGUUAAAACAUUUGUGCAUAUUCUAGUUAUCUGUUCGUGAGAUGGGUUGCUGUUUACUGGUAGAACGGUAUUGCACGGGACCAACUAUGGUGGAUGAUGUCUUGCUGUCAUUGGUGUUGAUAUGGCAAUGGUGCAGCUGAUGUGACGAUGCAGAUGCCGAUGCUGCUGACAGUGACCAUCUUGUUUGCACAAUGAUCCCUUACAAGUUAUGUUGGUUCUUAUCCCCCCUUCUCGCAGAUGCUUUUGCAUCAGUGCUAGUUGGAACAUGGUGUUGAGGGGUUAAUUAUGACGGGCAUGGGUCCUGUUUAUCAUGUGGUGGUGUUGAGUGACUCCUUUUGCUAUCUGUGGCCCUAGCUUUAUUCAUUAUUUGAAGCAACCAUUAAUAAAAUCCAUGAACUCAAUUAUUAA